UUGAUCAUUUAUCUGAGUCUGUGCCUCCUCCAGGUGCUGCACUAUCUGGCAAUGCAGAAACCUGCAGACCUCGCUCGGCACCUGCUACCUUGUGUAAUUCAUGCAGCUGUACUCAAGGUAAAGGAAGAAGAAAGUCUGGAAAACAUUUCUUCCGUUAAGAAGAUUAUCAAGCAGAUAAUAUCCCAUUCAAGCAAAGUCCUGCACUUUCCCAAUCCGGAAGACAAGAAACUAGAAGAAAUCAUCCAUCAAAUUACUAAUGUGGAAGCCCUAAUUGCUAGAGCCCGCUCACUGAAAGCCAAGUUUGGAACUGAGAAAUGUGAACAAGAGGAGGAAAAGGAAGAUCUCGAAAGGUAAUUGCUAUUUGACGUGCUCAUUUUU
Molecule: messenger RNA, 378 nt
Organism: Myotis davidii
Lineage: Eukaryota; Metazoa; Chordata; Mammalia; Chiroptera; Vespertilionidae
Gene: RAB3GAP1
Product: RAB3 GTPase activating protein catalytic subunit 1
Exons: 3
Coding region: 52-354 (100 amino acids)
Biological process (GO): positive regulation of GTPase activity
Molecular function (GO): GTPase activator activity
Source: RefSeq, a predicted model, not a curated record